Chiloscyllium plagiosum (whitespotted bambooshark) is the source of this 2449-nucleotide messenger RNA. The record is from RefSeq and is a predicted model, not a curated record. NCBI's taxonomy places the organism in Eukaryota, Metazoa, Chordata, Chondrichthyes, Orectolobiformes, Hemiscylliidae.
UUUGGGAUUGGGGUGGAUUGAGGAAUAUCAGGCGUUCUGUUUUGGGAAGGGAUGGGAUUAGGCGGUAGAUGAAUGUGUUAAAUUUCUGGAGGUGGUGAGGAUGGAAGUGAAUUUCGAAAGGCUAUGACGAAUGAACGACUGAUUUGAUGGCUUUCAGACCCGAAUGCGGAGCGAGCUCAGUGUGAGAUGACCAUGCGGCCCCUCCAGAUGGCACAGGGGCUUCUGUUGGGAAACCGUGGGCACAUGCCAGCCUUGGGCACGGAGCUGUCGGUACCUGGCAGUGAGGAGCUGGUUCGAGGCCUGGGGAACUCCAGCUACCAGGCCCUGGGUGGCCGUGCUACGGGGGAGCUCAUCGCUAUCCUGUCGGUGACUUGCGGCCUCUCCUUGGUGACGGUGCUAGGCAACGUCCUGGUACUACUGUCUGUCUGGUUGAACAGGAACCUCAGGACAGUGAGCAACUACUUCCUGCUGAGCCUGGCCUUGGCCGAUCUGAUCAUUGGCCUCCUCUCCAUGAACCUGUACACCAGCUACAUCAUUCUGGGUCGCUGGGCACUCGGUAGCCUGACCUGUGACCUCUGGCUCACUCUGGACUACGUGGUCAGUAACGCCUCGGUCAUGAAUCUCCUGGUGAUCUGCUUCGACCGGUACUUUGCCAUCACUAGCCCCUUGACGUACAGAGCCAAGCGGACCCCGCGGAGAGCAGCCAUCAUGCUUGGCGUAGCCUGGUGCGUCUCCAUCAUGGUGUGGGCACCAACCAUUAUGUGCUGGCAGUACAUCGUAGGCCAGCGGGCGGUGAGGGCAGGCAAUUGCCAUGUCCCAUUCCUCUCGGAGCCCCUCAUCACCUUCGGCACAGCGACCAUUGCCUUCUACCUGCCUGUCGUGAUCAUGACUGUCCUGUACGCCCGCAUCUACAGGGAGACCAAGAGGCACGCACAGUCGCUGGCAGCCCUCCAGGAGACAGGGGGCAAUGCUGCCAACAGGCAGGGCAUGGGCAGGAGGCUGCUGGUGUGUGGGCGCUCACCCUCCGCCACAUCAGAGGGCCAAUCCUGGCCCAGGGUCAUGAGCCUCCCAGUCUUGGAGAGGAAAACCUCCACUGUCAAAGAGAAAAAAGCAGCCAGGACACUGUCCGCCAUCUUGUUGGCGUUUAUAGUCACCUGGUCUCCGUAUAACGUCAUGGUGCUGGUAUCGGCGUUCUGCACCGACUGCAUUCCCAGCGGCCUCUGGCAGCUGGGUUACUGGCUGUGUUAUGUGAAUAGUACCAUCAACCCUGGCUGCUACGCUCUGUGCAGCGCUGAGUUCCGCGUCACCUUCAAAAGGCUCUUACUGUGUCAUUGCGACCGGAGGGAAUGGGCACAGAACGUGCCAGUGAGACAGACCAGACCCAGGUAGGAGGCAGGACUCCCUCCUCCACCCUCCAGGAGUCAGGGAUCCCACCACACACACACACACACCUGGGGGGGUAAACAUACAGACCCAGACCCCAGGGCAGCCAGGAAGAGAUGCCAGGGGCCUUCCCAAUUCACCUGUCCCUAAUCACCCAUAGCCAUCCGUCUUGGUGGGUCUAGAGUCACUUGUAGGCGACUCAGGGAGACAAGACUCCUCAUUCCCUCUGUCCCUGAAUGUCACAAAGUCCUCCCCGCCAGCCCUCCAUAAAUAACCCCCUCACAUUGUACCCUGGUGACAGGGACAGAGGGGCAGGCCCAGGUCUGGGACAGGAGCUGAAUGGCUUCCUCCUCUUUAAAGGACACGGUCAGGCCUUGCUUAAAUAACACUUCAACCAGUCUGUGCACAGCAAGACCCCACAAACUGUGGCUGGGGCACUUUCCGCUCGCAUUUUAGAAGGAGCGUUACAGUAGGCCAUUCAGCCCAUCUUGGUCUGCUCCUCCAUUCAACGGCUGAUCUGAUCAACUUCAAAUCCUCGUCACUGACCCCCACCCCCCAUAACCCCUAACUGAUUCAAACAUCGGGCUCCCUCAGCCUUGAAUAUACAGACCGACCCAGGCUCAACAGCCCUCUGUGGUAAAGAAUUCCUUCCCCCUCCCAGUGAAGAGAUUCCUCACCUUCCAUCUUCCAUGUGUGACUCCUCAAAGAGAGGGUGUCCUCUGGUGUGAGACUGCCCCACAAACGAUAACAACUUCACUUUGUGUACGCUUGUGAAGUUCCCUCUGAAUCUCGUACGUUUUAAUAAGGUCGCCUCUUGUUCUUUGUAACUCCGCUCACCCCAGGCCCGACCUGCUCAGCCUCUCCUCCUGAGGCAGUGCCUCUAAUCGCUGGGAUCAGCUUCCUCUGGGCUGCCUGCAGUGUCGGGGGUUUUCCCUCGGAAGGGGAAACGUUCACUGCCGCUCCAGUGUUCGGAAAGCUCGCAGAUAUCAUGGAAUCCCGACAGUAUGGAAGCAGGUCCUUCAGCCCAUCGAGUCCACACCAACCCCCUCCCUCCCUCCAAAGAGUA